CCGCUUUCAUCCUCCAUCCACGCUUUUCCCCUCAUUCUUUCUUUUUCAACAUGUCCGAGCUGCGCUUUGACAACCAGACCGUCGUCGUGACGGGAGCUGGCGGUGGUUUGGGUAAGGCAUAUGCUCUAUUCUUCGCCUCAAGAGGUGCAAAUGUCGUGGUCAACGACCUGGGCGGCUCCCACCAGGGUGAAGGCAAGUCAAGCAAGGCUGCCGAUGUGGUUGUCGACGAAAUCAGAGCUGCUGGCGGCAAGGCUGUAGCAAACUACGACAGCGUCGAGAACGGCGAUGCGAUUAUCGACACAGCCAUUAAGAACUUCGGCCGAGUGGAUGUCCUCAUCAACAACGCCGGUAUCCUGCGGGAUGUCAGCUUCAAGAACAUGAAGGAUCAAGACUGGGAUCUCAUCAACAAAGUCCACACAUACGGUGCAUACAAGUGCGCGAGAGCCGCGUGGCCGCAUUUCCGGAAACAAAAGUAUGGCCGUAUCAUCAACACCGCCUCUGCUGCUGGUCUGUUCGGUAACUUCGGACAGGCUAACUAUGCUGCUGCCAAACUCGGCCAGGUCGGUUUCACCGAGACCCUUGCAAAGGAGGGCGCCAAGUACAACAUUAUUGCCAACGUCAUUGCCCCUAUUGCCGCGAGUCGUAUGACAGCCACCGUCAUGCCCCCUGAGGUUCUUGAACUCCUCAAGCCCGAAUGGGUUGUUCCCGUCGUCGCCGUUCUGGUCCACUCAUCCAACACCACCGAGUCUGGUUCAAUCUUCGAGAUUGGAGGCGGCCAUGUGGCCAAGCUCCGCUGGGAGCGUUCCAAGGGUGCUCUGCUGAAGACCGAUGCUUCACUGACGCCUGGCGCCAUCGCCAGAAAAUGGAACGAGGUCAAUGACUUCUCCAAGCCCGACUACCCCACUGGACCUGCCGACUUUAUGGGACUGUUGGAGGACGGUCUGAAGUUGCCUCCUGCCCCGUCCGGCCCCGAGCCAGAGUUCAAGGGCAAGGUUGCUCUAGUCACUGGAGGUGGUAACGGUCUUGGCCGUGCCUACUGCCUUCUGUUCGGCAGACUCGGUGCGAAGGUUGUGGUUAACGACCUGGUUGACCCUGAGCCUGUUGUCCAGGAAAUCAAGAAAGCCGGCGGAGAAGCUGUAGGAAACAAGGCUUCAUGCGAAGAUGGUGCCGCUGUUGUCAAGACCGCCAUUGACACCUACGGACGUAUUGACAUCCUGGUCAACAACGCCGGUAUUCUGCGUGACAAGGCAUUCACCAACAUGAACGAUGACCUGUGGAACCCUGUGGUCAACAUCCACCUUCGCGGAACCUACAAGGUCACCCAGGCCGCCUGGCCUCACAUGCUUAAGCAGAAGUAUGGUCGCAUUGUUAACACUGCCAGCACCAGCGGUAUCUACGGCAACUUCGGACAGGCCAACUAUGCGGCAGCGAAACUUGGUAUUCUCGGAUUCUCCCGUGCUCUGGCGAUUGAGGGCGCCAAGUACAACAUCAAGGUGAACACCAUCGCCCCGAACGCUGGUACCAAUAUGACUCGGACGAUCAUGCCCGAGGAGAUGGUCCAGGCAUUCAAGCCCGACUACGUUGCUCCUCUGGUGGUUCUGCUCUGCUCCGAUAUGACCCCAGAGCCGUACUCUACCAAGGGUCUGUUCGAGUGUGGUAGCGGGUGGUUCGGUAGCACCCGCUGGCAGCGCAGCGGCGGCCACGGUUUCCCUGUUGAUGUCAAGUUGACCCCCGAGGCUGUUGCAAAGGAGCUCGCGAAGAUCGUCAACUUUGACGAUGGCCGUGCAGACCACCCUGAGGACAUCCAGGCCGCUAACGAGAAGGUCAUGUCCAACUUCAGCAACCGCAGCGGCGGUGAGAGUGGUGGCAGUGGCAACGAGAUCCUGAGCGCGAUCGAAGCGGCCAAGAAGGCUUCUACUGACGGAACCUCCUUCGACUACACUGACCGCGAUGUCAUCCUUUACAACCUCAGCUUGGGCGCCAAGCGCACUGAUCUCCCUCUCGUCUACGAGAACAACGAGCACUUCCAGGCCCUCCCCACAUUUGCUGUCAUUCCCUGGUUCAACACCGCCACCCCCUGGGACAUGAAUGACAUUGUCAAGAACUUUUCUCCCAUGAUGCUCCUCCACGGAGAGCAGUACAUGGAGAUUCGCAAGUUCCCCAUUCCCACUGAGGCCAAGACCAAGACCUACCCCAAGCUCAUUGAUGUCAUCGACAAAGGCGCCGCUGCGCUCGUCGUCGCUGGCUACACCACCAAGGACGUCGCCACCGGCGAAGACCUCUUCUACAACGAAUCCACCGUUUUCAUCCGCGGUAGCGGUGGCUUUGGCGGCUCUCCCAAGCCCACUGCUCCUCGCCCCAAGGCCGCUGUCGCCGCCUACAAACCUCCCAAGCGCAAGGCUGACGUCGUCGUCGAGGAGAAGACAUCUGAAGACCAGGCCGCGCUGUACCGCCUGAACGGCGACCGCAACCCGCUCCACAUCGACCCCGAGUUCAGCAAGGUCGGCGGCUUCAAGAUCCCCAUUCUGCACGGCCUCUGCUCGCUCGGUGUCUCGGGCAAGCACGUUUUCCAGAAAUUUGGCCCCAUCAAGAACUUGAAGGUUCGCUUUGCUGGUGUUGUUCUGCCCGGCCAGACUCUCAGGACGGAGAUGUGGAAGGAGGGCAACACUGUCCUCUUCCAGACUACCGUUGUUGAGACGGGCAAGCCUGCUAUCUCAGGUGCUGGUGCGGAGCUGCUGGAGGGUGCCAAGGCUAAAUUGUAAACUAUGGAUGUCUAUGCUUAUGGUUCUAAAUUGUACAUAAAUGAGUAGCAAUUUCUUAGUUCAAUUUUUUCAUCGUAACGC
Molecule: messenger RNA, 2843 nt
Organism: Aspergillus nidulans FGSC A4
Lineage: Eukaryota; Fungi; Ascomycota; Eurotiomycetes; Eurotiales; Aspergillaceae
Gene: mfp
Product: bifunctional hydroxyacyl-CoA dehydrogenase/enoyl-CoA hydratase FOX2
Exons: 7
Coding region: 51-2762 (903 amino acids)
Biological process (GO): fatty acid beta-oxidation
Cellular component (GO): peroxisome
Molecular function (GO): enoyl-CoA hydratase activity; oxidoreductase activity, acting on the CH-OH group of donors, NAD or NADP as acceptor; (2E)-enoyl-CoA hydratase activity
Source: RefSeq, a predicted model, not a curated record